This is a messenger RNA of Hippoglossus stenolepis (Pacific halibut), 2538 nucleotides long. RefSeq names its product chondroitin sulfate N-acetylgalactosaminyltransferase 1. The transcript is spliced from 11 exons. Gene Ontology annotation, molecular function: glucuronosyl-N-acetylgalactosaminyl-proteoglycan 4-beta-N-acetylgalactosaminyltransferase activity. The coding region runs from base 698 to 2293 and encodes 531 amino acids. The record is from RefSeq and is a predicted model, not a curated record. Gene Ontology annotation, cellular component: Golgi cisterna membrane. NCBI's taxonomy places the organism in Eukaryota, Metazoa, Chordata, Actinopteri, Pleuronectiformes, Pleuronectidae.
CAGAUGGUGUGAGGUAUCAUGAGGAUGUGCAGAGGAAGCCUGGGUCUGAUGGAGAGAGGAGAGGGAGGUGCUGGGAAAAAGGUGGGGACUGAGAGGAGAGAGGAUGAGAGAGGGAGAGGAGGUCCUCAGCAGUUGAGUUGACGGCUGUGAAGUCACCUCAACCUUCAGUUGGAGAGCUGCUUCAUCAUUUCUGGACAACUUUCCUGACACUAACAAACACACAGCGUUCCUGCCUCACUGACAGACGCCUGCAGACAUGAAGAUGCUGUUGUGUUGCUCAAAGCAGACAGAGGAGGCAGUUUAGGAUGAUACACCUUCAGUCGUAACUUUCCUCAGAUUCACAGCAGCUGCGGCCAAACGAAAACCUGACCAACAGUCCAGCAGCAGAGAGACAAGGGCCAGUGCCAUGGACUGGGAGUUUCAACACUCUGGUGACGAUCUUUACACUUAAAGUGACACAAAAACAUUGGUGCAAAAGAAAUACACGUCCCAACGCCCAGUGAAGAUGCCGCCUGUGGAUGUGACCGAUGAGGACGACAUGAGAAAACAAGAGGACAUCUUUUUUAAAAACCAUACAUUUUAAUCUGUAGUUUCGGAGAUGUGGGUUGCUCAUCUUUUUGUGGGUGCAUCUCCACAUGACAGAAGCACAGCCAUGAUUUUAUAAUUGUGUUUAAAACUAUUUAAAAGACAACCCAUCAUGUUUAAACGGUGGCUGCUGGCCAUGACAGCCCGCAUUGGCCUCAUCCUGGCGGGCCUAUGCUGCUGUCUGUCGCUGUUCUACCUCCUGGCGUGUAAACCCGCGUCUCGCCGCAGCCAGCAGUCAUUGCCGUGGUCUGGAGGGACCACCAGCAAGGAGGGAUACUUGGCCUUGUUGCAGGAGAGGGAGGACUCUCACAGACAUUACAUCAACAGCCUGACAAAGCAGAUAGCCCAGCUGAAGGAGGCUCUGCAGGAGCGGACGCAGCAGCUGCAGGAGUCCCUGGAUAACGCCAAAACCAAAGGGGUUCUGCCUCAGGGUCUGGAGAGUCUGCACAAAACCCCGACACAGUCAGACCUGAAGGAGUUCUUCCGCUCCCAGCUGAACCAGGCGGAGGUCAACUCAGGUGCGAAGCUGUCCAGCGAAUACGCAGUGAUUCCUUUCGACACUUUAACUCUGCACAGGGUGUACCAGCUGGAGACGGGGCUGACCAGGCACCCGGAGGAGAGGCCUGUGAGGAGAGACCGCAGGGACGAGCUGAUCGGCACCGUGGAGACGGCGCUGCACGUCCUGAAUGGACCUCAGCAGCACACGGACAACACCAGGCGGAAACGCACGUACUCCCCCUCAGACUUCAUAGAGGGGCUGACCCGUUUAGAGCGGGACAGAGGGACCGUCUAUGAGCUGAUGUUUAAAGGCGACGGGCCGCGGGAGUUCACGAAGCUCGUGCUCUUCAGACCGUUCGGCCCCGUGGUGAAGGUGAAGAGCGAGAGCGUGGACACUCGGAACAUCAUCAUCAACAUCAUCGUGCCUCUGUCCAAGAGGCCGGACGCAUUCAGGCAGUUCAUCGACAACUUCAGAGAAGUUUGCAUCAAGCAGGACGGCCGGGUUCAUCUCACUGUCGUCUACUUCGGUCGGGAUCAGAUAGACCAAGUGAAAGCCGUGCUGGACCAGACCUCCAGAGAGACUCGGUUCAGGAGCUUCACUCUCAUCCAGCUGAAUGAGGAGUUUUCUCGAGGUCGAGGCCUGGACGUGGGCGCCAGGGCCUGGAGGCGGAGUCAGAAUGUCCUGCUCUUCUUCUGUGAUGUUGACAUCCACUUCACAGCGGACUUCUUAACGUCCUGUCGUCUCAAGGCAGAGCCUGGUAAGAAAGUGUAUUAUCCAGUUCUCUUCAGUCAGUACAACCCAUCUAUCAUCUACAGCAAUCACACACUUCUACCCUCUAUUCAACAGCAGCUGGUGAUAAGGAAGGAAACAGGAUUCUGGAGAGACUUUGGGUUUGGCAUGACAUGUCAGUACAGGUCUGAUUUCAUCAACAUAGGCGGUUUUGACCGUAACAUUAAAGGUUGGGGGUUGGAGGACGUGCACCUGUACAGGAAGUACCUUCACAGUAAGCUGAUGGUGAUUCGCUCUCCGUCUCGAGGCCUUUUCCACCUGUGGCACGAGAAGAACUGUGCGGACGAGCUUCCUCCGGACAAAUACAAGAUGUGCAUGCAGACCAAGGCCAUGAGCGAAGCCUCGCACAGCCAGCUGGGGGAGCUCUUCUUCAAAUCAGAGAUAGAGGCUCAUCUGAACUCAAAGAAGCAGCAGAAGUGAGGAGCACAGUGAGGACGACUGAGCCAGAGAUUGUGAUGAUUUACAUGUUAUUGUUCUGGUUUUCAUGAUAAUUUAUGGGAGCGUGUAUUACAUGUAAUCGUGUCAGACAACAGGAGGAGAUCACAGAUUUAUUCUUAUUAUUUAUAUCAGUGUGAACAAAAAAGGUUCAGUGACUUGACAUCAAAAUAAAGUUGGUUUUAUUUUGUUUUAUUUUAUUUGUAUGAAUAAAAGUAUGGAGAAUGGGA